Molecule: messenger RNA, 3469 nt
Organism: Hylaeus volcanicus
Lineage: Eukaryota; Metazoa; Arthropoda; Insecta; Hymenoptera; Colletidae
Gene: PPP1R15
Exons: 3
Coding region: 344-2179 (611 amino acids)
Biological process (GO): response to endoplasmic reticulum stress
Cellular component (GO): protein phosphatase type 1 complex; endoplasmic reticulum
Molecular function (GO): protein phosphatase regulator activity
Source: RefSeq, a predicted model, not a curated record
AUCACGAGUACCCAUCCGUCCGUGCAUGAACUAAAUGAAAAUGGCCGCUUGAAAAUUCUUCUCGAAAUGUGUGUUACGAUAAUGUGUCACUUUACAAUGGAAUCCUUUGGAAUUAUUGAAGAAUCAGAGCAAAGUAUUGUGCCCGUAACGAUAAGAUUUGAUAAAAACUCUUUGUUCGAAGACAGUAAGUGUGUUACAGAGAAGACUCAACCUUCGUAUUCCGAGCAAGAUUGUCUACGUGAUUGCUGUUGUCACCGUUGUGGAGGCUAUCUCUGUUUGCAGCAAAGGAGAUUUACAAGAACUAAGGGAAGCUGUAAAGGAGUAGCAACAUUUUGAAUAAAGUAUGCAAUUAAAUUUGAAGUAUGCUACAUCUGAAAAUUUGGAUUUCUUUUCCAAGUUUCCCAUUUCCAAUCCAAUGGUACCUGCAGCUUCUAUAUUAGACGUCUAUUCCAUACAGCAUCUGCCUUUGAAAUCAAAAAUGGAAAAAAUGUAUUCUAUGAAUAAUACAUUGAAUAUGAAGAAUAAUAUGUCGGGCCCAAAGAAAGAGAACAUGUUCCAUAGUGUGUUCAAUACGGUUAACCAAAUCUGGGAGCGAUUUUCCAAAGUACCUGCUUCCUUUAUGACAGGCAUUAAUCAUUCGUUAUCCGUGACAGUUGUACACAAUGACGGUAUAAUACAGCACGAAUUUUUUAAAGAUUUGACAACUAAAAGGGAUACAUCGAACUCUGAUAAUGUGUACAUACAAGGUGCCCAAAGAAAAGAAUCUUUAAAUGUUGUUGAAUAUAUCCAUAGUGAUAUAUUCAACGAAAAGAAACCUUACACAGGUAGAAUUUCUAAUGAAAAUAUAAAGGAGAAUUUAAAUUACAGUUACAAGUGCACUGAUAUAAAAAGUAAUUAUAUAGAAAUACCUGAUAAGAAGGAAUCACUUAUCAAGGAAAAUGGUAAAUGUAAUUUGAUCGAUUAUGACUACCUAAUACCAAUAGAAGGGUCAAAUGAAAUGUUGGUAGAUGCUUGUUUGUAUAAAAAUACACGCAAACUGCUUGUCGCAAACGAUAUCGACAACUGUGAAAAUACUUGUAACGAAAGUACAUCCGAAAAGAACCAAGUUUCUACUUACAUUGACAAUAGCACAAUUGAUCAAACAGUUACGAACAAGGAAUUCUCUCUCUCGACACUCGAUUCGAAUCUAGAAAGCGUACAGGAGAAUAAACAAACUACGGUAUCGAAUAUGUUGACAAAUAUGUGGCAGAAAGUUUGCAACAGCGUGUCAGAUCGAUUCUAUAGGACAGAUCUGAUCGAAUCGGAUAAUUCGAUGAAACAAUCGCUCUCACCGAAACAACGAAGGAAGCUUAAUACGAUAGCGAUGGGCAGAGGUCGAGGCAGAGCGCGAUCGCAAUUGAGGCGGUCAGGAGUAAGUCAAACCAGACAUAGGAAAGAGCGUAGUAAGCACGAUUUAGAAAUAGAUAUAGAAAGCGAUUUCAAAAGCUGGCAAGACUUUGAGGUGUAUUGUACAGUAGAAAGCAAAGAAUCAGAAGACUGUUUUAGAUUAGAUAAAGACACGAUGGAUGCUGUAGGAAUCAAUAGUCAUAAAACGUAUACAUUCGCCGAUGUAAAACCUAAAAUUCAGAAGUCAAAGACGCGCAAGAUCAGCGAUCAAGGAAUAUGUAAAUUAUCUGGGAGAAUGAGACGGAUACCCGAAUAUACGGAAGAGACAAAGCCGUUUCAUACAGAUUGCAUUGAUAAUAGAUACAAUUCUCAGAAAAAUUCAUUUCGACCGCGUCUAAUGUCGGAAAGUUCCAUUGACUCAGAAGACAGUUAUUGUAUAGUGUUUGAAACUGGAUCUGAAGUAAAUUAUAGAAGCGAUCUCGAAGAUAGCGACGAAAGCGAUAUGGACCAAACUAGCGAAGACGAAGAUAUGUGUAAAGAUGAAGACUCCAGUUCUAGUACAUCCAUGGUUCCAGUACAAAAAGUAACAUUUAAUUUAAAACCAGUUGUUCACACAAUGAUACAGUGGAACUAUGCCUAUCGCGCUGCUCGAAGAGGUCCAUGGGAACAAAUGGCCCGAGAUAGGGAACGGUUCAAAGACCGUAUACAUUGCAUAGAACGUGUUUUAAAUCCAAUUUUAUCUGUCCAACACAGAACUCACAUUUGGCAAGAACGAUUCGCAUCUACCGAAUAAAAAUUGGAUUCAUCAUUUUUGUAAGGUAAUUUUGCUAUCGAGAGUUUAUGUUGCGCAACAUGGCCGAAGAGAUGGUAUAGCGUGGUAAAAGAGAAUAUGUGUAUAAUGUGUCUUCAAGAAUGGCAAAAUAGGCUGUGAAUAAAUAGUGUAGAACACCUGUUUUAAAAUACAUUUUUCAUUACAGUAACAGAGGUAAAUUUUGUAUUAUUUGUGUUAUUAUAUUAUCUGCUACACACUAAAUAUUUGUCUUUGUUACAAAUUUAUAAAUGGUAUAGGCUUUAGGUUUCUUGCCAGUGGCUAGUCUAUUAUAUGUAGGCAUACCGAAAAAUACUAAUUUUAUCCACUGAAUCACGUGAAUCACGUUAGGCGAUAAAUGUAAUUAUAAAGUAAAGUAUUUUUUACAAUCAUUCGUAAUCGAUUCGAUGAUAUUAUUAAGAUUUUAUUGAAUUCGUAAUGUAUCACCUAGCGUGAUUCAAAUAGUAUGUAUCAUUGUAGAUAUUACAUAUUUAAAAAUGAAUAAUUAUAAAAAUAUCAGGUUCGCGCACAAGAAAAUCAUUUUCUAUCGACAGUUUUCGACAUUAUUUUUCUUUGGGGGAGUUGUAAUAUUCUUGUAGUGUAAGGAAAUGGAUAUAUAUGUGCAAAUAAUUUAUACAUAUAUGUAGAUUUCUAAUUAAAUUAUCUCAUUUUAAUUAAGAUAUGAAACAGACAUGAUAGUAAAAAAACUUUCUUUUAAUAUUAAUUUUGUAUAUAAGCUAACAGGUUACACACCUCGUUAUAAUGUAAACUUAUUAUGUUCAAUAUGUAGUUAAAACAUAUUAAUAAUUUAUCACUAGAACUACCGAUGGUCAACGCAUUCUUAUCAUGAAUACCACUACGCCUUUGAAAUUAGAGAAGGGAGGAGCAGAUCAAUUUAUUAAUAUAAUUAGUUCGUUAGUUUAAUAAUUGUUGAUAAGUGUCUAACUUAAAAAAAAUUGGUAGUUCUGGUGUUACAUAUGUACAUACGAUAAUUAAUGAUAUAUAUAUGUAACAUUGUAUGAUAAACAUCUAUUGAAUUGUAUUAAUUUACCUUCUGGAAUUAUUUAAUCGUUUCCCUAUACGUAGCGUAGAUAUAUUUUAAUUUAUAAUGUACAAAAAAACGUAGGAAAUGAAUCUUUAUUAAUAGUUGCAUCCGUUUAAUUUUCAUUAAGGGUUAUUGUAAAGAUUAUGGUAACAAUAUUACAUAUGUAUUUAAGAUAUAAAAUAAACGCAUUCGCCUGUUUUGUAACAAUCUACAAAACGUCUGAAUAAAUU